Messenger RNA from Oncorhynchus keta (chum salmon), 5619 nucleotides. RefSeq names its product DNA-binding protein SATB1-like. The record is from RefSeq and is a predicted model, not a curated record. Gene Ontology annotation, molecular function: DNA-binding transcription factor activity, RNA polymerase II-specific; RNA polymerase II cis-regulatory region sequence-specific DNA binding. Gene Ontology annotation, biological process: regulation of transcription by RNA polymerase II; chromatin remodeling. Lineage: Eukaryota; Metazoa; Chordata; Actinopteri; Salmoniformes; Salmonidae. The transcript is spliced from 13 exons. Bases 892 to 4179 code for a protein of 1095 amino acids.
ACCUGUACAUGAUCAUCUGAUCAUUUAUCACUCCAGUGUUAAUCUGCAAUAUUGUAAUUAUUCGCCUACCUCCUCAUGCCUUUUGCACACAUUGUAUAUAGACUCCCAUUUUUUUCCUACUGUGUUAUUGACUUGUUAAUUGUUUACUCCAUGUGUAACUCUGUGUUGUCUAUUCACACUGCUAUGCUUUAUCUUGGCCAGGUCGCAGUUGCAAAUGAGAACUUGUUCUCAACUAGCCUACCUGGUUAAAUAAAGGUGAAAUUAAAAAAUAAUUUAGUUUAAAUGACGUGGAAACAACGCUGAUUCAGCCAGUGUGUGCCCUGUAGGUAGGUGGCCGUUGGAUCAAUGCAGUGUGUGUGAGAGAGAGAUAUGAGAGAGCGAGCACAUGUGUUUGUCUGCCAAUAGCCUACUGCAGAAGAGCGAGCUGCUUCACACGGUUGAAACUGGCUGAUGACUGCAUUGACUAGCAUACAACUGAACUCACCGUGUAUUGUUCGCUUCACCAGUUUUUCAACGGAAUCCUUGUAGCAUACCAGCUGGUCUGUAGCCUAAUUCCGUGAACAGUCUCUGUCACUGUGGAUUGCUUUGACUGAUAUCCCGGUUAGACCACCGAUAGCCUCGUUUUAUUCCGUUGCUGGUUGAAAAGGUCCGAACGCGUGCAGCCAGCAAGGAACGACGGGGUAUGUUGCUACGUAGCUGAUAUAAUAUAGACACAAUAGACCGACGACUAGUGUAAAAGAGAGAUGAGGUGAUGUUCUGACUCACUGAGACAGCGUGGACAUAAAUCAAGACGAGGAACUCUAUUCUUGUACUACCUACGGCAUAUCGGAAUCUCAACAGGAACCAGCCUCCAGCGGAUGUCAGUGUGGGGAUCACUCAGUCCCACAUGUGAUGGACCCCCAGCAGUGUGAUGGAGGCCAUGUGUCAGAGGGGUGUAACACUCCUGGUAAUGGGGACCACCGGCCCCCUCCUGCCAAACUGGUCCGCCUGGAGUUGAACGGUGGCGGGGGCCCCUCAGGUCCACACCAGGGCAGGACGAGACAGGGGAGCCCAGGGGUCAGAACUUCGUCCCCCAAACUCACCCCACCCGCACCGCAACCCAAGAACUGGCAUAAAAGAGGAAGUCUGCUGCCUGUGCUGUGUUUGGUGGAGCACAGAGAGAGCCCGGUCCUGGCAGUGGAGGCUGAGAGGAGAGAGGAGCAUGCAGAGUUUGUACUGGUCAGGAGAGACCUGCUGUUUAACCAGCUGAUAGAGAUGGCUUUACUGGCCCUGGGCUACUCUCACAGCUCAGCAGCACAGGCCAAAGGUUCGAUCCAGGUGGGUAGGUGGAACCCUGUCCCUCUGUCCUGUGUGACUGAUGCUCCUGAUGCCACAGUGGCUGACAUGCUGCAGGACCUCUACCAUGUGACCACCCUCAGGAUCCAGCUCACCAGUUGUCCCAUGUUGGAGGACCUCCCUCCAGAACAGUGGAGUCACUCCACAGUGAGAAACGCCCUGAAGGAGCUAUUGAGAGACAUGAACCAGAGCUCGCUGGCCAAAGAGUGCCCUCUGUCCCAGAGUAUGAUCUCCUCCAUUGUUAACAGCACCUACUAUGCAAAUGUGUCGGCCUCCAAGUGCCACGAGUUUGGCCAUUGGUAUAAGCACUUCAUGAAUACCAAAGGCAUCAUGGAGAUUGACAGCUUCUCUGACCAAUCCCAAACGAGCUCCACACACCCAUCAACCAAACAAUCAUUCCCAGGCAGCACAGCCGAGCAGGUCUGCUCCUCACCCCUCCCCUUUCCUCACGGGGGUGCCACCCACACUUCUGGGCGUAGUUGUCUGGCCCCAAGUCUCUGCCCCCCGGGGCUGGUCCCCGCCCCCCUCAGCCCCCAGCUAGUCAGCCCCCAACAGAUAGUCAUGGCCCAGUUCCUCAACCAGCAGUAUGCAGUCAGCCAUAUGCUCGCCCAGCAAAGCCUGUCUGUAUCUGUUUCCACCUCCCCCCAGCAGUUCCUCAACCACCCCCCUGUGGGGAGGCCUCCCCCCCCCCUGGCCCUAGCCAAGGGCCUCGACCCCCCGCCCCAGGCUGGACCACCAGGAGCCGGGUCUGGGUCCCAGAGCCAGGUGUGUGGACCAUCAGACAUCUCAUGUGAGAUCUACCAGUGGGUUAGAGAGGAGCUGAAGAGAGCAGGCAUCUCCCAGGCUGUGUUUGCCCGUGUGGCCUUCAACAGGACCCAGGUAGGACACAGACAGGGAGAUAGGGGUACUGUAUGUAUGAGACUUGAUUCAUGCUUUGCCUGGCUACACAAACUCCUUGCUCCAGACAAACUAUACAACACGCCCAUGGACAUGAGUUUAUUCUCCACAAUGAGUUUGGAUCUGAGUACCUCCCAACGAUUUCUAGAAUGGGAAAUCCAUCCUAGACCGUCUGAUUGGUCCCAGAAACUGAUGGGUGGAGCCAGAGCCAGAACACACGGCCUGCUGUCUGAGAUCCUGCGUAAGGAGGAGGAUCCUAAGAGUGCGUCUCAGUCUCUCCUGGUCAACCUGCGGUCCAUGCAGAGUUUCCUACAGAUACCGGAAGGUGACCGCGACCGUAUCUACCAGGAGGAGAGAGAGAGGAGUCUGACCACGUGGACCAUUAUCAACCAUUCACCCAACAACACUACCACACCUCGCCACACACAGACCAGAAAGGAAGAGGGAAACUUUGUUAAGGCUGAAGAUUGGCCCUCCCAGGUUCCCAUUGUAUUUCCUAAAGUGAGGCUGUCUCCAGUAGCAGUAGUAAACAGAGGGGUGAAGAGCGAGGGAUGUGUUCUAGACAGAGUGGUGAAGAGGGAGGGAUGUGUUCUAGACAGAGGGGUGAAGAGGGAGGGAUGUGUUCUAGACAGAGGGGUGAAGAGGGAGGGAUGUGUUCUAGACAGAGGGGUGAAGAGGGAGGGAUGUGUUCUAGACAGAGGGGUGAAGAGGGAGGGAUGUGUUCUAGACAGAGGGGUGAAGAGCGAGGGAUGUGUUCUAGACAGAGGGGUGAAGAGCGAAGGAUGUGUUCUAGACAUCAACAGUUCUAUCUAUGAGGAGAUCCAACAGGAGAUGAAGAGAGCCAAGGUUUCUCAGGCCAUGUUUGCCAAGAUGGCCGCGUCCAAGAGUCAGGGCUGGCUGUGUGAGCUGCUGCGCUGGAAGGAGGAUCCGUCCCCGGAGAACCGAACCCUGUGGGAGAACCUGUGUAUGAUCCGGCGCUUCCUGAGUCUGGCCCAGAUGGAACGAGACGCCAUCUAUGAACAGGAGAGCAACACUCUGCAACAACACUGUACAGACAGACUCACACAGCUAGUCAACAACAACACACUGCUCCAACGCCACUCCCCAUUGCAACAACAACACCAUCAACAAACACUGACCGCUCUGUCCCAGCUGCCCUUGCAGCCCCAGGCGGAGCCUCGCCUGCCGCCACGACAACCAUCCACAGCAUCACCGGCCGAGACUGAGGGGGGUAGGGGGCAACUGAGGACCUGGUGGGGAAGUAGUCAGGGUGAUGGGAGGGAAGAGGAUAUUACUGGCAGGGGCUGUAGGGGUUGGAGCCAGGGCAGGGUUAGGGGUGUGUGUAACAAUGACAAGGAAGGGGGAGAGGGACGGUGGGCGGGGGGCAGACAGACUAACGGCGAGGGCGAUGGUGGGAGUGAUGGCGAGGGGUUUCGGGUGUCACGAGAGGCACAAGGGAUCCUGGAGAGCUUCAUCCAGGACGUUGGUCUGAACCCAGACGAGGAGGCUGUCCACACACUGUCAGCCCAGCUGGGCCUGCCCAAACACACCAUCCUCAGCUUCUUCUACAGCCAGCACCACAGCUACACUCACCAGAACCAUAGACAGUACUACAGUGAGAUCCAACAUCCGAGCCAGGACCACAACCACAGAGAGAAUCACAACCAACACCACACGGACCAGAACCAGCUCUUCUAUAAUGGAGCAGGCCCAACCCAGCCUAAGAGAACUACAGGGGAGGAGUGGACUGUAGAUCUCGCUGGACAAAUGGGGGAGGGAGGGGAGGAUAUGGAGCAGGAAGAGGAAAUAGAGGGGAAGGGGGAGGGGGAGGAGGAUGCCAUUUUGAAAGAGUUGGAUGUGAGCAGUCAGACUAAUGCCGUCGCCACCCUAGAGGAGGAGAAACAUGAUUCUAACCAAUCUGAGACUGCCCAACCACAUGAUGAAUAACAUGAGUCCAUCCACUAGUUGUCCCCUUUAACCCAAUGAGAAGGCAUCAAUUUGAUAGACUCAUCCAGCUCUGCAGAAAAUAAUAUUAGCCUUUUCUGAAGAACUUUAGUAAUGAAUGAUGUGGUGUUAUAGGUGUUUCCCUUAUUUGUAAUGAAACAUUUCAAUUAAAGACUAACUGUGAAAAUAAAUGAAAUGAUGUAGUUAUACAUGUAUGCAGAGUUAGUUUAAAGGCCCAGUGCAGUCAAAAACUAGAUUUUCCUGUGUUUUGGAUAUAUUUCCUCACUGAGGUUGGAAUAAAACAGUGAAAUUGUGAAAAGUAUGAUAAUGCCCUUUCAGUGUAAGAGCUGUUUGAACAUUUUUGCCUGUUUUGGUGGGGUGGAGCUUUGGCGUGCCUGGUGACAUCACCAGACGCUAAAUUAGUUAAUAAACCAAUAAGAAAGAGAGUUCCAAACCUCUCUGCCAAAUAACAGCAAAUUUUCAGUUUUCCCGUCCUCACUCAGACCACUCCCAGACAGUCCUAGCAAAAUUUUUGCUUGAGAAAUUGCUAUUUGCUAAUAAGCUAUUGUUGUUUCUUUUUGACCAUUUUAACUAAAAACAACCACAGUAAGGUACUUCAUUGUUACCUAGAGAUUCUUUGACAUUGAGAUAAAAAUGGCUGCAUUGGACCUUUAACUGUUGAGGAUCCAAUUUGAAAGACAUUAUGCCAACAAAUGCCUUGUUGUAUGAGGCACUACCCAUCUGUUCUAUGCCUAGAUCAUCCUCUCUGGAUUUAAAAGACAUUGAAAUGGGAAUAUUGAUAUUGAUCCACUGUCAACAGCUGUAUUAUAGACACAUGAUACAGUAUAGUGUUUUGGUUUCUUUCUCUUUUACAAAACUCUGACAACUAUGCUUUCUUACAUCGAUCUGUCAUAAUGUCCACGUACUUGUCUCUUUGACUGACAGUAAAAUGUAAGAGUGUCUUAAAGUCUUUGCUGAUCAACAUAGUUGAGGGACAUCACUCACAUUUUGUACGCAAAUUAUUUCACUAGCAAAUGUAGUGUAGGUCAAUUGCCUAAUUGUAGAAGAAAAGGCUAAAUAUGCAAAGGGUGUGUGUGUGUGUGUGUGUGUGUGUGUGUGUGUGUGUGUGUGUGUGUGUGUGUGUGUGUGUGUGUGUGUGUGUGUGUGUGUGUGUGUGUGUGUGUGUGUGUGUGUGUGUGUGUGUGUGUGUGUGUGUGUGUGUGCAUUAAUUUGUUCCUGCUUUGUCAUCUUCUGAUUAACUACUAUCUUUGAAUCUGUUUUUGUUGAAAAUAAAAUGUAUUAUUUGUUUUAAGAGUUCAUUCCAUUGAUGCAUGAGUUAUAUUUGAAGUGGUCGUUUUAAACAGCAAUGCAUUGGAUGCAGAAUGACAUUAAAGCUGUGAUUUACUAUUUGUUUCCUCACACAUUAAACACUUAUGAAAUGGA